This is a messenger RNA of Physcomitrium patens, 1544 nucleotides long. The record is from RefSeq and is a predicted model, not a curated record. NCBI's taxonomy places the organism in Eukaryota, Viridiplantae, Streptophyta, Bryopsida, Funariales, Funariaceae.
AAUGAGAUGCUGUCUUUGGAAUUCAGGUUAUGCCUAUUUUGCACCAGACUUUGAAAGGAGUCAAUGGAAUCAUGCUUCUGAAUUACUCGGGUCGAUUCAUUGCAUAGAAGGAUGAAUUGUGCUGGUGUUCUCUCGACUUUUUCGUUCACGGUCAGGGCCUAAUGCAACUUUCUGUUCUUCAUAGAAGGGCCUUAGCUUCGGUCGGAGAGACGGAGGAAUAUAGGAGGCAAGUAGCGCCAUCGUUGUGCCUGCGACGCAAAUUUAACGGGGCAGUGUGCAACGACUUACGCGAAAGCACCGGCGAGUGAAGAGCAUCAGUUUUUUGGGGGAGUGAUGCUUUCGAUCACUCCUACAGAUUGUAUAUCGGCUUUGUUUGCCCCCGCCACCGAUUGCCCUACACCUAUCCAAGGUUUAGUGUCUGCUCGUCAUUCAAGCAAGUGGUAGGCAAGAGUGCGAUCACCAUGGCCGACUGCACGAAGGGUUUCGAGAUUUUCAUCUUGUCGGGACAGAGCAACAUGUCGGGACGAGGAGGCAUGCAAACCAUAGUUGCAAAGGACGGAUCCACGUCCAGGAAGUGGGAUGGGAUCGUCCCUGCAGAAUGUGCAGCUGAGCCUGGGUCUAUUCUGAGGCUGAACAAGAAUCUGGAGUGGGAAGAGGCUCACGAGCCUACUCACAUAGACAUUGAUACCAGUAAGGCCUGCGGUGUUGGCCCCGGUUUAGUAUUCGCAGCAUCACUUCUGAGAGCUCGAAAAUACAAGGUCAAGCCAACAGGUCCACAGAUCGGCCUAGUGCCAUGCGCCAUCGGUGGUACGAGCAUUGUACAAUGGGAAAAAGGCCGGGUGCUCUACAACCAUAUGAUACAGCGAACCAAGGCAGCUCUUGAGAAAGGCGGCACCCUGAAAGCCCUUCUGUGGUAUCAAGGCGAAAGUGACGCCGUGGAGAAAUCCCUUGCGGAUCAUUACGAGCAGAGGUUGGUCACUUUCUUCAACCAUGUGCGCACGGACCUGAACAACCACAACCUUCCCAUUAUUCAAGUGGCGAUAAAUUGGCCUGCUGCCCCGCAUCCGGAGUAUGUUAAUAAAGUGAGGAGUGCCCAACGAGCUGCACUUGAUCAUGUGAAACAUCUGCACCUGGUGGACGCGCUUGGUCUUCCGUUGUUGAGCGACCACAUUCAUCUCACAACUGAAGCACAGACCGAAUUGGGUUUGAUGCUGCUGGAGAAGUAUAUCUCAACAGGGGAGGGAAAAGAUUGAGCACAUUUGGGGUACAUCCCUGCGUGAAAUGUUUGUGUGGCAUAGUUGAGGGCCCAAUUGUGUUAGGAGCUGAUCGGCAAUGGAGACCAGCUCUGCAGUGGAUCUCAUAACCUCACACCAUGCUUUUGGUGGGUUCUCUGUUCUAUAGGUAUACUACACGGCUAUGAAUGCAAUAGUUGAAUGUGUAGAGCCGUCAUUCUAAAUUGUAGGUUAGAGCUGUUGCUUGUACAACCCAGUUAAGCUUUAUCUAUCAUUGGAAUGCUGCCGACUGUGAUAUUAAGCUUCCUUGUA